Spizellomyces punctatus DAOM BR117 is the source of this 1634-nucleotide messenger RNA. RefSeq lists its product as uncharacterized. The record is from RefSeq and is a predicted model, not a curated record. The transcript is spliced from 4 exons. Gene Ontology annotation, biological process: glucose-6-phosphate transport; phosphate ion transmembrane transport. Bases 65 to 1513 code for a protein of 482 amino acids. Gene Ontology annotation, molecular function: glucose 6-phosphate:phosphate antiporter activity. Gene Ontology annotation, cellular component: membrane. Lineage: Eukaryota; Fungi; Chytridiomycota; Chytridiomycetes; Spizellomycetales; Spizellomycetaceae.
AAAGCAAGUCCUCUUUGACCAUUCUCCUCUCAAAAGGCGUGUACCUCGCAGGCAAACUACCCAAAUGGAGCAUCACCACCGUAGACCUCACGAACGUACACCUCUCAUUAGAGGUGCAAAUGGGAGACAGGGUAACCAAGAAAACAAGGUAUCGCAGGAUUCGCCAGACUAUAAACGAUGGCAAAGACUAAUGUUGACGCUCCUGGUGGUCGCAUACACGGGUUAUUACUUUUGUAAAACCAAUCUACCGCUUGCUAUUCCAGAUCUUGAAAAAAAGGAAGGGGUCACGAGGACGGAUAUUAGUAGUAUUUUGGCAUCUGGUUAUGUCCUUUAUUUAAUUGGAAAAUUCAUGAGCGGUUACUUGAUUGACAAGUUUGGUGGGAAAGCGACCCUGCUUGCCGGUCUUAUUGGCUCGAUCGUCACGACCGUUCUUUUUACAUUCAAACUCCACCCGGUGUGGUUCGCGAUUUUGCGUGGGUUGAACCAGUUGUGCUCUAGUGUCGGUUGGGGUGCCUGUGUCAAGACCGUCAGAGGAUGGUACGAACCGAGUCGAGCAGCCCAUGCCGUCGCUGUCGCCUCCUUGGCUGAGACCGCCGGUGAUGCCGUUGUUCGAGUGACGUUGGGAUUGACUCUAGUUGCCGGAGUGUCUUGGAAUCAAAUGUUUUAUAUAUCAGCGGCGAUUGCUGCUGUCAUGUUGAUACCCUCAUGUUUCGUGCCCGCUUCUCCCCAGACUAAAGGCUUUGAUGGUCCGCAAGAACAAAAUCAGGCUGCUCGUGAGGCUAUGAGAGACCGCUCAGUGUAUACUGAAGGAUCUGGAGGAGGUCUGAGGCCCUUUUUGAAGAAUACUAGAGUUUGGUUACUUUCCUUUGAGCUCUUGGGCGUCGUUUUGAUUCGGGAAUCAUUCGCUAGCUUUGUGUCAGCGCUGAUCGCUUCAGAGAUCAAACUCUCGACAGGUUACUCUGCUGUUGCUUCCGCAAUCUUCCCCACUCUCGGCGCAGUCUCGGCAAUGGGAGGCGGAAUCCUUUUGGACAAGACUCGUCAAAAUCGCCGUGCACUCAUCCCGCUCGUAUCACUUACUGGCUUAGCUGCAGCAUUAUUGGGCAUGUGGGCUGUCACGCCUUCCAAUGCCGGGGAAUCUUUGUCGGUUUACGGGAAUGAUACGCUAUCUCCUCAACAGAUGGCACUUUUCCUCGGCAUGAUUGGAUUGGUGGCCGUAUUCCUUUUUGCACCUAAAGUUAUUUUCGAUGGCGCCUUUGUCAUGGACUUGGCCGGCGGCCCGGAGCACCUUGGAAGUAUGACGGCCUUUGUGACGGGAGUGGGUUAUUUAGGAGGAUGCAUUUCACCGUUUGUGUCUGGAGCGUUGGCUGACUCCAAAGGAUGGCCUACUGCCAUUCUCGGCUUGGCGGGUAUCGCAAGCACCAUUGCGGCAGCCAGUGCAGUGUACUGGUUUUUAGAUUUGAAAAAAUUGAAGGAAACAUCGCGAGAUGAAGAGAGCCUUGUUCCAGAAGAUUAGUAUUGUAGACGAAGGGACUUGGUCGCUUAAAAAAAAACGGACAAGCAACAAUCUCUAGGUACACUAGCGGUAAACUGCCCAGACUAGCUCAGUAAUAAACAAUAAACUAUUUACAAAAGCU